This is a messenger RNA of Scatophagus argus, 4671 nucleotides long. It is a transcript of the gene tmem151ba, whose product is annotated as transmembrane protein 151Ba. The transcript has 2 exons. Bases 25 to 1551 code for a protein of 508 amino acids. Lineage: Eukaryota; Metazoa; Chordata; Actinopteri; Scatophagidae. The record is from RefSeq and is a predicted model, not a curated record.
CCCGGUUUUUGCACCGUUGUCAUCAUGUCCCCAGCAUCGGCUGCAACGGCCAGUGAAAGCAGCACCACCACCGUCCCCGAAGAGGAGUCGGACAACCCCCGAGAGGAACAGCGGCCACAGAGACAGUCCUUGACUAAAUCCUUGUGUCAGGAAACUCACUGGAAAUGCCUGCUGCUGUCCCUGCUGAUGUACAGCUGCGUUGGGGUGAUGGCCUGGUGCCAGGUGACCAAGGUCACUCGCCUCUCCUUCGACAGCGCUUACAAGGGCAAAUCUAUGAUGUACCACGACAGUCCCUGCUCCAACGGCUACAUUUACAUCCCUUUGGCCUUCCUGGUCAUGCUCUACGUGGUCUACCUUGUGGAGUGUUGGCAUUGCUACACCAGGAACGAGCUGCAGUACAAGGUGGACGUGGACAGUGUGGCGGAACGCAUCCAGCGAAUGCAGCAGGCCACGCCCUGCAUCUGGUGGAAGGCCAUCAGCUACCAUUAUGUCAGGAGGACGCGGCAGGUGACGCGCUACCGUAACGGAGACGCCUACACCACCACACAGGUCUACCACGAACGAGUCAACACCCAUGUGGCUGAGGCAGAGUUUGAUUACGGGAACUGUGGGGUUAAAGACAUCUCAAAGCUCCUGCUGGGCCUAGAGGACUUCCCCAUCACCCGCCUGAGGUUCACUAAGUGCUUUAGCUUUGCCAAUGUGGAGUCAGAGAACUCCUACCUGACCCAGCGGGCCAGGUUCUUCACAGAGAAUGAGGGCCUGGAUGACUACAUGGAGGCCCGUGAGGGGAUGCACCUGAAGAAUGUAGACUUUAAGGAGUACAUGAUUGCCUUUUCUGACCCUAAUCACCUUCCCUGGUAUGCAUCCAACUCCACUUUCUGGGCGGCAGCUGCUUUCACCCUCUCCUGGCCUCUGCGGGUACUGAUGGAGUACCGCACCGCCUGUGUACACUAUCAUGUAGAGAAGCUGUUUGGCUUUGACUAUGUGCCAGUAACGCCAUCUGAGGAGCGGCCGUAUUGCCGGCACAUCCCACGAGUCAACACAAUUGACAGCACGGAGCUGGAGUGGCACAUCCGCUCCAACCAGCAGCUGGUACCCAGCUACUCAGAGGCGGUUCUCAUGGACCUGGCCCAGCUCUCAGGGAGCUGUAACAGUUACUCCAUAUGCGGAGGCUACGGUAGCUACAGGCAGAACUGUGAGCGCUGCCACCGCACUAUCAGCAGCUCCUCCAUCUUCUCUCGCAGCGCCCUGAGCAUCUGCAACACGGGGAGCCCCCGUAUCCCCUUCAGUGCCAGCCGCUUUUCGCUGGGUCGGCUGUACGGCUCCAGGCGGAGCUGCCUGUGGAGGAGCAGCGGGAGCCUGAAUGAGCAGUCCUGUCCCACUGAGAGCACGCACUGUCUGUCAGGCCAGCAGACCAGUGAGGAAAACCCUCCAGACUAUCAGGACGCUCUGUACUUUCCAGUGCUCAUUGUACAUCGCAAUGAAGGCUGCCUCAACCACGACCACCGUUCGCUGCACAGAAAUGGCUCCUGCGUGGAGACUUCUCUAUGACCCACAGUGGCCGGACUUGUCUGAGGAAUAUAAGAACAUGGGAACAGAGCGAGAAACCUAUUCACACCAGGACUGGUCUAACACUAACUUCUGCUUCUCUAUUUUACAGCAGAGGUAAUUCAGUCACCUACAAGUUACCACAAACUACUACUCAAGUUCCCUAAAGAUAGUGCAGCCUCAAAUAAUACAGGAAAUAAAGUACAUAUGGGAAAGUCCUGACAGUACAGUCAGUAAGUCAGGGAAAAAACAGACUUGAUUCCGCUGAUCAGACUGUUGUUAAAAAUAUAUUACGGCUUUAAAGGAUCAAACUGCCAAAGUGUCAUGCACUGUCCUGCAGCACAAGGACAAGAGUGAAAUAACCAAGGAGGACCAGGAGGAGUCACAUCCUAGUGUAAAUGUAAUUUUUGUAGAUCUUAGUCACAGACAAUUAAGGUCAUGGGUAACACUUCCUAGUAUUUGAAGCCUAAUAUAGGGUUUGACUCAGUGGUAGUCUCAGAAAUUGCCAAGAAAUGAAAGGAAUAUGACAUUUAACGGAGGUCAAAUGAGAAAUGAAGAAAUAUUGGGAAAAUAUCACACAUCAAAAUAUAAGCCUCCACAUCAAAGCAUAAUUAUCAGGGCUAUGUAGUUUUGCUGAAAUAAAAUCCACAUCUUCCGAGUCUCAUUAAGUGAAGUUAAACUGUGCUUAACUCUAAAAUCUAGACAUUUUGACAGCGGGCGAUUUAAAUCUGUUCAAUCCCAUGGAAAUCAAUGAAAAAAAGAGAAAGGAAUACACUUCUAAAGGAUAAAAAUAAAUGUCUCAUACAGAUGCUGAAAUACCAAGUCACUGCAAUGUCACUAUACUUCCCGACAUGCUAAAUAUAGUGACACAUUCGAUGAAUAAUUUAGCACAGGUGGGCUAAAGGACACAAGAACGUCAAACUCAAAUGACAACACUGUACAUUCUGUAUAAUGCUUAACUGCAUACAAAUAAAUAUCACCAAUAUUAAUAGAUCAGUGUCAAUUCAGCUGGUUAAAAAAUUCAAAGAUCCAUUUAAUUUCCUAUUUGGCAAUAUUUGUAUUCAGCCUACCUCUUUAUUUAAGUGCCUAGCAAUCAAUUGUUACUGACAAGCAUAAGCUAUUAUAACUAAAGUCAUCUCAUGUCAACAUCCUCUCACUGAAUUUACACUCGUAAUAGCAUGUGGUAUACAAUGUAGAAACAGGCUGUAUUAUGAGAUCUCAUUAUUGUUUAGGAUACACAAGGUUUUAAGAAUCAGGCGCUGAACGGUUUUCAGACGAUUUUCCUCAUAAUAUAACAUAACUCUUGUAUAGUCGACUGCUGCUGCUCUCUCUGAUACUGAUAUCAAAGAGACGUUCAGAGAACUGGCCAUGAAAGACGCUGGAAAUAGGCAGAGGCCUGGAUUCACUACUGAUAGUGUCAGAUUUAAUAAUAUGACAGGAUUACUUUAAAGAACUGGGGGGAAAAAACUUCCUCUCAAAUGAGCGCAUGCAGUUUCUUAGUCAUGGUGAAUUUUAUUUUACAGCCCAGCCAUGCACAAAAAUAAAGGUUUAACAGAAACGGUGACGAAAAUCCAGCAUGCCAGAAUGUUUGGAGGGAAAAAAAAAUAAAUGAAAUAUAGGUAUUAGCUUCCAAAAUUUAACAGUUUAAGAUCCCAUGGCACAAGUCAUCACUGAAAGUGUGCUUUAUGUUUUCCUCCUGGUGAACUCUCACUCACUCUUAAGGGAGGAAAUUAAGCACAGAUCUGAUUCCGACUGGGUUACUUAUGUAAUGAUCCAAUCUUCAUCUCAUGAGACCAGCAGUGAAAGAUAAACCGGCAUGGAUCAUUUUCUGCCAUUAAAACGUCCAAGAAUAGUACACAUCUGAAUCUUGCCCGUGGUCAAAUAUUUUGUGUCAGUUCCGGUUACAGUUCAGUAAGUCGUAAACAAUUAGCCAUAUUCAUUACAUUCCAUGUGUGGUGUUAAGUUUGGAAUUGCGUACUAUCUUUACAGCAAUACUAGAGAAAACACUGGAAAUUGUCAAAAGAGGGUGAGGCGUGACAAAAACAGAUUAGAUGAAACCUCACAUUUCAGAUCACAACUCACAGGUCAUCUAUGCAAGCCCCCAGAACUCAGGAUAGCAUUCAGGGCAAAGACUCUUCUUUGCAACAACAUACAAACCCGGUUUAUCCCUCCUUCCUCAAAGCUUUAGGUUCAGGAGGCAGUUUAUGCAUAUGACAUUUAACUUUGCUUUUCUUAGCAAAGAUCAGCCACAUAAACACCCAGUCGUUUCUAAAUGAGGGGUUUGCAAACACAGGAUGUUGAGCUUAACUGACGUCACAUUACUAAGGUUCCACUUCCAGAUAACAAAGGGAAAGGUUCAGAUCUGCUGCUCUCCAGAAUUUCGGUUGCACCAGCUAUUCAUAAAUCCUUCCUAAGUUCUGGGUAACCACUAGCUAGUUUCAAACUACGUUGCACCAUCAGAACUUAAGCAAAGUCUUUGCAAUGUGCAACUUGUUUUACACUGGAAACAUCACUUUUACGUGUUACAGUUUUAGGAAGCCAAUUAGUGCUUUUUACCCGAUGCUUGUUUCGGAGUUAGCAGUAUCAGUGCAAGUUUGAGCGAAAUAUGGGAUUACACAAACUGAACAUUAUUGACGUAAUGUUUUGUAAAUUCAGGCCUAAAUACAUAUUAUUAUACAUCAUUAUUAGUCAGCAGUCAAAUCAAGUGUCAGGUGUAAAUAUCAAUAUAACUGGAUGUGUUAACCAGUUAGUGUGGUCAGAUCUUUGUUAAUUGUGGUUAACAACUAAUUUCUACUUAUGAGUUACUUUGUGUGGUGCAACCCAGUGUAAUUUAGUGAUGUGUAAAUACUUGCAUUGUAACACGGCCAAGCUUGAACUUAUGAACAGCUGGGGCAACCGACUUCAGGUCCUGGUGUUCUUUACAUUUUACCUUAACAAGAUCUCUUUAUGUAGACAUUUUGGAAAUACUCUUAUUUGCCAUCUUUGCGAGAGUUAGACGAGGAGAUGAAUACCGCUCUCAUGUCUGUAAGAUAAAUAUGAAGCUACCACUAAACAAAGCUAGUGGCCUGCUGGCUGUGCCUUAUAUUUGCCGAACACACAUGAGCGUGAUAUUGACCUUCUCAU